AAACAGAGAGGGCUUGUUGGUGGUCGGAUGCCCUAGCAGUUCGUCGUUCUUCUUCCCUCUUCCUCCCUCUCUCAAGAACGAAUUCCUUACGGCACUGCCCACCUCUCUGUCUCAAUCCUCAUUACAUGUUUCACAUUCAGAAUCCAUCUGUUGCGCAGAGGAUAACCGUGGCAGAUACCUGACGAUUAUCUCAAUUCCUUCUCCCUCGUGUGCUCGUCGCUAUCGUUUUUACUGACGCUUAUUUCUGAAAGUAAAUAUCUCCAACCUCCAAAUGAAAAAGCUUUGACCUCGGAAUUCUCUUUGCAGCGACGCGGUUUACUUUUCUGAUAAGCGCCCAGAAGAAUUAAGGUUAAGCUGGGAGCCUUCCAAUUUGACUGAUGGAGUUUGGGAUUGAAAGUGAUAUCAAUGGGGAGAUCAUCAAAAAUACAAUCGAGAUUGAGAGUAAUAGAGUGGGUGAUGAUAAUCUAACAGGUGGAAAUUCUCUUCAAGUGACAUUUCAACAGGAUGAAGAUUUUAAGUUGGAUCAAGAUUCUUCACAGGGGUCUAUCCCCCAGGCAAUGCCAGCUGUAUCAGUGGUUCCGGCAGAUGAACCAUAUGUGGGACAGGAAUUUGAAUCUGAGGUAGCUGCCCAUGCAUUUUACAAUGCAUAUGCCACACAGGUGGGGUUCAUUAUCCGUGUAAGUAAACUAUCUCGAUCUAGGCGUGAUGGAUCUGCUAUUGGCCGGGCACUUGUUUGUAACAAAGAAGGUUACAGAAUGCCUGACAAGCGUGAAAAGAUCGUCAGACAAAGAGCGGAGACAAGGGUUGGCUGUAGGGCAAUGAUUUUGGUAAGAAAAGUAAGUUCGGGCAAAUGGGUUGUCACGAAGUUUGUGAAGGAGCAUACCCAUCCCCUAACACCUGGAAAGGGACGAAGAGAUUGCAUUUAUGAUCAGUAUCCGAAUGAACAUGAUAAAAUACGGGAGUUAUCACAGCAGCUGGCCGUUGAGAGAAAGAGAGCUGCAACCUACAAAAGACAUUUGGAGUUGAUAUUUGAGCAAAUUGAGGAGCAUAAUGAGAGCCUUUCAAAGAAGAUCCAGCACAUAGUGGACAGCGUGAGGGAGAUAGAAAAUAGCGAGUAGCAGGGCUGUAUAUAAUUUUCAGCAUAGAUUUUCUUUAUUUAUCAAAGUACAGGAUCAACUGGUACAGAGAAUGCUGGUGAAUAAAACAGUGCAGUAUUGUGAUUAGUGUUUGCAAUUUGGCAUAGAACUCUCAUCCUGAUUUUUAUUUUAUUUCGACAGGAUUCUUUAGUCUUUUUUCGUUUUUUU
This is a messenger RNA of Carica papaya (papaya), 1304 nucleotides long. Its product is annotated as protein FAR1-RELATED SEQUENCE 6-like. The record is from RefSeq and is a predicted model, not a curated record. Lineage: Eukaryota; Viridiplantae; Streptophyta; Magnoliopsida; Brassicales; Caricaceae.